AGUACAGAGCAGUACUGUAGUUUGGCUACGGGACAGCACAGAUUUCUGGACUUCCACAGCAACAUUCUCUUGCUAAGAGAGCAGUGGACUUGGACUCCUUUAUUUCUACCCACAGUGACCUGGGGAAGAGGCUGGAGCUGAAACUUUCUCUGGAGAAAACCUUUUCUCUGCUUUCUUUCAUUCCUGUUUGUUGAUUUUUUUAUUUCUUUUUCUACCAUGACAGCAGGAGCACAUCUGCUGAUACUGGGUCUCCACCUCACCCUGCUGGCAGGCCUGGUCCUCUCGCAGUGCCCUGUAGGAUUCAUGAGGCUUUCGAAUACGAAGUGUACAGACAUUGAUGAAUGCACGGCUCCUGUCUGCGGCCACCAUGCAGCGUGUUUCAACACCAACGGCAGCUAUUACUGCCAGUGUGAUCCUGGCUUCCGCACGAAGUCUCGCAAAGUCAAUUUCACUCUGGAGAUAUGUGAAGAUAUAAACGAGUGUACUGAGGACAGGGAGCUCUGUGGCCCUGGCGCAGAGUGCAAAAACACACUGGGAUCGUAUUUCUGCACCUGUCCAACCGGAUUCGUCCCCAGCAACGGGAAAGAAGUAUUUAUGGCUGGCCUAGGAGUCACAUGUGAAGGUCAGAAAUUCUCUCUCACCCUCUCUGUCAUCACUCUCCUCUUCACCCGCCGUCUGUCUCUUUCCACACGUGCAGACAGAAAUGAGUGUGAAGCAGGGCUCAGCAUCUGUGGCAGCCAUGCUACCUGCAUCAAUGCGAAGGGCAGCUACUCCUGCGUGUGUGACCCUGGGUUCAGACUCAGGUCAGGAGACACCAGCUUCACUGAGUCAGAGGGCUCAUGUGAAGAUGAGGAUGAGUGUGUGCGAGAUCCUCCAGUCUGUGGAAGGAACGGAACCUGCACAAACUCAUUUGGUACAUACACCUGCACCUGCCCACCUGGGUUCAAUAACUCCGGGCAUGGCCCCAUCCCUGCCCCCUGCUCAGAUGUAGAUGAGUGCUUGACUCACACAUCCAUCUGUGGAAUGGGUGGAGCCUGCCACAACACAGAGGGCGGCUAUCAGUGCCAGUGCCCGCCUGGACUCACUAACUACGGCAGCGACCGGGGAAAGUGUGUAGAGCUGACCUGCAAGCGAUUCACCCCUCCGAGCACACCUGAACAGACUGCAGCAGGCCUGGAGCAAAUCUUCCUGCUGAUGAGGAACAGCUGUCUGGUCCUGAGCAGCGGUGAUUCUCCCAGAGGAGGAGGGAAGCCCGAUGGAGAGAUGUUGCUGGAGAGACUGUUGUCCAUAAUAGAUGAUCUUCUCUCGGGCGGGCCGCUGGACAGUAACCAGAAAGUGACGCUGUUUCUGGGUGUGGUAGAGGAUGCCCUGGGACUCAUUGGGCCGCUGCUGAACAGUGCCCACACCAGGAAGGCCUCUGACCACACAGAGGUGGAGUUCCUGGUGGAGAGAGGGAGGUCAUCACCACAGGGAGAGAUCAGCCUGUCCCCCUCUCAACACGCCCACCUGGACACCCACUGGGAAACCGCUGCUGACAGCACCUACCCAGGGUUUGCAGUGGCUUCUCUGCUCAGCUUCAAAGGCCUGGAGUCGUCCACAAACAGCUCGUUCCAGGGGCUACGCAGAGACCGGGAUCAUGUCCGAUUUGUGAUGGACUCCAAAGUGGUGACCGCGAGCGUCAGCAACCAGCACACGAAACACCUGGAGAAGCCGGUCACAUUCACCUUCUCACACCUGCAGGAAGCCCCUGCGGACGGGAGCCACACCUGUGUGUACUGGGAUGCAGAGAUCCACGGAGGGGCGUGGUCAGAGGAGGGCUGCAAUGCCACGCAGUCCAACAGCACACACACCGUGUGCACCUGCACUCACCUGAGCAGCUUCGCCGUGCUCAUGGCUCUGUAUGACAUGAAGGACUCAUUCCAGCUGCAGCUGAUCACUUGGGUGGGCCUGUCCAUCUCGCUGGUCUGCCUACUCCUGUCAAUCAUCACCUUCUCCUGCGUCCGGUCCAUCCAGGGAACCCGCAACACCAUACACCUGCACCUGUGCAUCAGCCUCUUCCUCGCCAACCUCCUCUUCCUCGCCGGCAUAUCCAGCACAAAAAACAAGGUUGGCUGUGCAUGUGUUGCGGGUCUGCUGCACUUCCUGUUCCUGGCUGCGUUCUGCUGGAUGUGUCUGGAGGGGGUGCAGCUGUACCGCAUGGUGGUGCUGGUGUUCAACACCACGCUCCGUCCUCGCUACCUGAUGGCUGCCGGCUACGGACUCCCCGCUGUCAUCGUCGCCAUCUCCGCCAUCACCAACGCAAACGGAUACGGCACAGACAGGCACUGUUGGCUGAGUCUGGAAGGAGGGUUUAUCUGGAGUUUCUUCGGUCCUGUUUGCAUCAUCAUCAUUGUGAACUCCUUCUUCUUCAUGAUCACAGUGUGGAAGCUGGCAGAGAAGUUUAACAGCCUCAACCCAGAUCUCAGCACCCUGCGCAAAAUCAAGGCAUUCACCAUCACUGCUGUUGCACAGCUGUGUGUGCUGGGCAUUAUGUGGAUCUUUGGCUCCUUCCAGUUUGAGGAGAGCACCCUCCCCAUGUCCUACCUCUUCACCAUCUUCAACAGCCUGCAGGGGGCGCUGGUGUUCCUCAUGCACUGCCUGCUCUCCAAACAGGUGAGGGAGGAGUACGCCAUGUUUCUGUCAAGAAUUUGCACAUCACAGAAGAAGAAGUACCCAGAUUUCAGCAGCAACCGGUCCAGCAACUCCCAGGCAUCCAAGAGCGUUCAGCACACAAGGGAGUCGCAGAUCUGAGGGGCCCGUCACAUCCCAGCAUGCUUUGCACCGGACGCUUUGACCUCUCCUUAAUGACCCCAGCACCUUUUAAGGUCAUUACUUACAAGAUGGGAAUCUGAGCUGCAGCUUGUGUCCAAUGUUUUAUAUUAGCAAGCUCUGAAAGGCGGUGUGUUUCUAUUGGCAGAUGGGGCCAGGGAGAGCUGGGCUAUGGGUGGAUUCUGUAAAGGAGAGCAAUGCUAAUCUGUGCUUGAAAUGAGGAGGAUAAUGCUAGAACUGGUGUACUGGGUAACGCAAUGCAAUCCUAAAGUCAGGUCCCGGGGGGGGUUGGGGCGGCAUUUCAUCGCUGGGUGUGCUGCAGAAGCCUUGCAGGUGGCUGCUACCUCCGGUCACCUGGCUGUCCCUUCCUCAAGGUGUGACUCACCUGUGUGACUCCCCUCCUCUGCCGUCCUACAGCACCGCCUCCUGUUGUGGCGAUGUUUCCCACACUGGCCCUGCAUGUGAGGGACAGCAGCAAUCCGUGUGGAGACAUGCCCAACCCAACCUGCACACAGACACUGUCCGGCUGCACACAGACACUGUCCGGCUGCACACACUCACUGUCCGG
This is a messenger RNA of Megalops cyprinoides (Indo-Pacific tarpon), 3376 nucleotides long. RefSeq names its product adhesion G protein-coupled receptor E2. The transcript is spliced from 20 exons. Gene Ontology annotation, biological process: adenylate cyclase-activating G protein-coupled receptor signaling pathway; cell surface receptor signaling pathway. NCBI's taxonomy places the organism in Eukaryota, Metazoa, Chordata, Actinopteri, Elopiformes, Megalopidae. The record is from RefSeq and is a predicted model, not a curated record. Gene Ontology annotation, cellular component: membrane. The coding region runs from base 217 to 2790 and encodes 857 amino acids. Gene Ontology annotation, molecular function: calcium ion binding; G protein-coupled receptor activity.